CUACACUGCAGUUGAUGACCAUUGGGCAACAAUGUUACACAAAUUGCAAUAUAGCAAAAAAUAAUUUAAAUUAUUUGCUAAAAAACGUAGACACUUUUAAACAAUGAGUAUUUGUUAUAAAAUUUAAUAUGACAAUAACGUAAUAAAUAAGCUGGAUAUUCGCGAAGACGAAGAUCAAAGGGGAAUGGGUGGCUAUGUUCGAAUAUCACGAAUUGUAGGCACUUUAAUAUCAAUAACACUAAAAGUAUGGGCUUACUCCGGUCUUGUGAUGGUCAUCUGCUUUUUGCUGUAUUAUUUCUACGGGGGAGUCUUCGCGUUCAUACUUCUCAUUUUUGCAACUACAGGAAUACUUUAUCAGGCCGAAGACAAUUUCCUCUUUUACCCGGAGUUACCUAGUCAUUCUCGAGUGUUCGUACCGAUACCGUCCAUGUAUGGCCUGCCCUACGAAAACAUAUUCGUGCGUGCAUCCGAUGGUACCAUGUUACACAUGUUCUUUAUUUGUCAGCCGAAGGAACGCAAGCAUCAGUCGCCGACCAUAGUGUUUUUGCAUGGAAAUGCCGGAAAUAUGGGCCAUCGUUUACAAAAUUCCGUAGGAUUGUAUCAUAACUUACAUUGUAAUAUAUUGUUGGUGGAGUAUCGAGGGUACGGACUUUCGGAAGGUAGCCCUUCGGAGGAUGGACUGUAUGCUGAUGCACGUGCGAGCAUCGAUUAUUUAUACACUAGAAACGAUAUUAAUUUUUCCGAAAUAAUUGUGUUUGGACGUUCACUAGGAGGUGCCGUAGCCAUAGACCUAGCGAGUAGAGCAGAUUACGCAGACAAAAUUUGGUGUGUACUUGUAGAAAAUACGUUUACUAGCAUUCCGGAGAUGGCGAAGGUGUUACUGGGUUGGAAACUAUUGCAGUACCUACCCUUGGCGUUUUACAAAAAUAAAUUCCUUUCCCUAUUUAAAGUUUUACAACUUAGGGUUCCGAUACUUUUCGUAUCCGGUUUAUCCGACACCUUGGUUCCUCCCAGAAUGAUGGUCGAUUUGCAUAAUCGCUGCGGAAGUGCGCGAAAGCAAUUAGUACAAUUUCAAACGGGAACGCACAACGAAACGUGGACUGUAAAGGGUUACUAUCACGCUUUAGCAGUCUUCUUACAAAGUUGCCGGUUGCGUACUGCUGGGGAAAAAACGCAUAAUGUUCAGAAUGGACUUGUUGGAGUCGAAAUUCCUUGUCCGUGGACGAGCAAAGUUCAAACAAUUUAAUUGGGACUUAUUUUAUGUACCUACACAUUUCUUUUAUUUUUAUUUGCAAGCCAUUGUUUAUUUUUAUGUAAAUAAUUCUAUAUAUUUAUCGAGGAUUAUUUAUUUCAAUUCAUUCUUCAAAUUUUUUAAAUAUAUAUUUUAUUUACAAAUGUGUAUGUGUUUAAUUAAAUUACUCUUGUGCAAUAGGAUCAGGCAACAGAAAUGACAGAAGUAGAACUAAAGAAAGUUAUAAA
Messenger RNA from Photinus pyralis (common eastern firefly), 1479 nucleotides. RefSeq names its product protein ABHD13 (gene Bem46). Bases 185 to 1246 code for a protein of 353 amino acids. The record is from RefSeq and is a predicted model, not a curated record. Lineage: Eukaryota; Metazoa; Arthropoda; Insecta; Coleoptera; Lampyridae. Gene Ontology annotation, molecular function: palmitoyl-(protein) hydrolase activity. The transcript has 3 exons. Gene Ontology annotation, cellular component: membrane.